Molecule: messenger RNA, 1263 nt
Organism: Thyridium curvatum
Lineage: Eukaryota; Fungi; Ascomycota; Sordariomycetes; Thyridiales; Thyridiaceae
Exons: 2
Coding region: 1-1263 (420 amino acids)
Source: RefSeq, a predicted model, not a curated record
AUGGAUCUGCAACCGUUCAAGGAGAUCCUCAACCGACCCCUGUACGGCUUCGUGUGCAUCCGCUGCGGCGAGAAGUGCGAUACUCGCUGCUUGCGCACCCACCUGCACGAUCACAAGUGCCACAACUCGACCUGCCCUGCCCACGCGCCGAUCCCCGUCCCGCAACAGCCUCGAGAUUUCAUCAUCGAGAUCGACGAGGCUCCUCCCCGGCCUGACCGCUUCCGCUACCCACCCAAUCGGCGAUCCCAAGACUUGGUCGCUUCACCGCAUCGGCAGCCUCCGACUACACGGCUGCCGCCACUCCAAGCGCUGAUGAUGAACCGACAGACGCCGCCUGUCCAACAGGCUAAUGUCCCUCAGCAGCCCCAGCCAAGACAGCGACAAGCAGGAGGGCCUCAGCAGUUGCAAAGCUACCAGCAGACCCCCCAACGUCAGCAGUCUGUCCGACAGCAGCAAUCGACACAACAGCAGCAGCAGCAGCAGCAGCUCACCAGACAGAUUCAGCAGACUACUCAGCAGACCACUCAGCAGCCAGGUCAGCGGCCCUCUCCGCAACCUCCUGCCAGACAAGCCCAGCAGAACCGGACCGAGCAGAGCCCAGCACAGAAUCAGCCUUCCGUCCACAUUGGCAGCCAGCAGUCACCCGCCGCAAGGCAGCGACAGGCGGGAGGACAGCAGCGCCCCUCGACCGAGCAAGCCCCUCCCACUCUAUCCCAGCCGCCCGCGGCGGCCCGCUCGGCCGUCGUCACCCGCUGGUACCCGCCGGCCCACGAGCCGGCCCCCGCCGGCACCGACCCGCGGGCGCAGGUGACCAACCACGAGCUGCACAUGCGCUACAUGACCGACCUCAUGCCCCGGCUCAGCGUCAAGCCCGGCCCGGCCCUCGAGAUCCACCUGCGCGGCAUCGAGGCGUUCGAGGUGCGCCGCGACGCGCUGCCGGGCCCCAUCGAGGUCAUCUACGGGUCGACGCGCGUCAGCAUCUACCUGUCCGACGUCGAGGGCGCGGUGCCGGCCGGCAGCUGGGAGCAGUGGCAGCGGCAGCGGCAGCGUGAGCAGCAGCGUGUCCAUGCCCCUCUGAUCACCACCGGGUCGCGCCACGCGCACACUUUCAACCGGGGCACGAGGAGCCAGGUCAUGGCGGUGACCACGGAGAAUGUCGUCACCCGGCCCAAUCUGGCGUCGUCGUCGUCUGACGCGGCGCCGGUCGAUCGGAGGCACCAGGCUUACGUCGAGGAUGCUCCAGAGGAGGAGGCGGAGGAGUAA